Paramuricea clavata is the source of this 3341-nucleotide messenger RNA. NCBI's taxonomy places the organism in Eukaryota, Metazoa, Cnidaria, Anthozoa, Malacalcyonacea, Plexauridae. The record is from the annotation of a GenBank genome assembly.
AUGGCGCGUGACUUCAGCAGCUACCUCAUAAUUCUCAUCGCCAUAAUAUUUCUCAUAUUGCUAUGGAAAGCCGUAACUUUGUUAUUCAGCGAAUCACAAAUUCCAGGCCCUAGGGGAAAUUGGUUACUUGGACAACUAUUUGAACUCAGGGAAAGUAAGGAUGUGAUGCAAACUUUCGUCGAAUGGGGAAAAAUCUACGGACCGAUUGUUCAAUUUCGACCUCUGGGAAUAUUUGGUAAGCAUGAGAUUUUAUUCAGAUGAUAUAUUAUAUAUAACAUUAUAAGCAUGACGCGUUUCGAGUCCGAGUAUAAAUGACUCAGCGAAAUAUAUGCCGGAAAAAUUUCACACCAUUAUAAACUGUGAUUAGUCAUUAGACAUUACACGAAAUGAAAUCGUGCAUGCGGCCAUGCGCAGCAAUGUCUGAUAAAUUAAGCUUCGCCAGAAAAAUUUCCGCUUCGCCAGUCGGCUGUCGCAGAUAAUUAGAUAUCUCAUAUCUAUGGUAAAAGUCAGUUCACCAAGUCAGUUCUAUACUCACUGUGAAAGCGAACGAAGUGGGCAAAUUCAAUAGAAUCGUUCAUGAGUCACUGAAGUGAAGCUGUCACGACAUUGGUCACGACAUUCAUCACGACAUUCAUCACGACAUUCAUCACAACAUUCGCACCGACAUUUUUCACCAGAUUAAAAGAGAUUAACUAAACAGAUAACGACCACAUGUGGUGAGCUCGCUAUUUCCGCUCGCUAUUUUUUUUAUAGAGAGUGCAGCCAUCCAUAUUUCGCAGACACAAUUUCUCGCGAAGAAUUUCGCCGUCGUGGAAUCAGGCCUUUUGAAUCGUAAUCGCUGUAGUCUGUAUACGGUUAUGAAUAUUCUACAAAUUAUAUACUAGAAUUAUAUACUUAGAAUUUAAUAUAUACUAGUGCUUUACUGCUGCCUUUUACCACAUGAAUGCAAAAUUAAUUUAACUUGUAUCACAAAAUAAAUAAUAAGACCAGAAGUCUCACUCGAUGUCGGAAUCUUUGAUGUUGAUGUCCCCGCGCAUGUCGCCUCGCGCAUCUUGGCCGCUUCUCGUUUCCAGUGCCCUAAACACAGUGUGACCAUAUUCAAAACUUGAAUAACUUAGUUCUUGCACUUCACUUGGUAGAAUGUUAGGGUUUGUAAUCCAAGUGAGAAUAUAUACAUUUUAAGACCUAACCAGGAACGACUGCGAAAAAUGCAGCACAAGGUCCUCUGGUGGGAAUCGAACCUACGGCCCUGCGAUUCCGGAGCAGCGCUCUAACCAACUGAGCUACAGAGGGCCGUAGGUUCGAUUCCUACCGGAGGACCUUGUGCUGCAUUUUUCGCAGUCGUUCCUGGUUAGGUCUUAAAAUGUAUAUAUUCUCACUUUGAUUACAAACCCUAACAUCCUAAUAUUAUGACCAUAUUCAGUAUAUUUUUUUUACUUUUGGUAACAUUUCGACAAUUUUGAUAGAAAUUUGGUAAAAAAGAUUUUUUAGUAAAAUUUUGGUAAAAUUUCUUAAAAUUCAAGGAUUUGGUAACUUUUUUGGUAAAAUUCUAUAUUAAAACGUUUGAUGAUGACCAGAAAACCCUGCAAAGUGCGAAGUACAUGCCUUCCUGAUGCUGUGGCGAUAUAUGGCUCACUUCUGAAUCGGAGCCUGUGUUCUGUUUGCUCAUUGCAUGCUUCAGUUUACGUCAUUUAUCACCUCUUUUGAACGAAUAACAUGAAGUAGCGCACGCAGGUGAAAAUUGGGCAUUUGACGAAUUUCAUUUCAUAGUAUUUUGUCUGAAUCAGACUCCGAAACUGAUUCGGACAAAAUACUAUCCAUUAACCCCCCCCCCCCCUGGAGUGGGAUGGGUAAAAUCCAAAUCUGGUAAAAUUUUGGCCUAUUUAGUAAAAUUUUAGCAAAGGUUUAGUAAAAUCCUCUGAGAAACAUCUGGUCCACUGAUCUGAAUAAUACUAGUAUUAUUCUAAUACUAAGUAUUAUUCAGAUCAGUGAUCUGGUCACACCCACUGAGCUAUAAUAUAUUUGUUUUCUACUUAUUUUUGAAAGGUUCGGUAUAAUAUACCAUUUAUAGACCUUUCACUCGGGGUAUUUCACAAAAAAUUACCCUGCGGGAUGAAAUGUUCCUCGGGCUUCGCCCUCGGAAUAUUUCAUCCCUCAGGGUAAUUUUUUGUGGAAUACCCCUCGUUUCAGGUCUAUAACUGAUAAUAGUUUCAUCCAGGUUUCAUCACGAUGAAAAUAUGUUGAUUUUCGAUAUCAUGCCUACUACUUCAUGUAAUUCAAACAUUGUAUUACAAGGACUGACCAUAGUAGCGUGGGCUCAUACUAGAACGAUUGACUUUGCUUACACAUACAAAUGUACGGGAAAUGUUUGAAUUACAUGAAGUAGAAGGCAUGAUAUUAUCGAAAACAUAAAAAUCAGCUAAUUUUGAUCCUUUUAUGACUAUGUCUGCGGAUUGUUGUGAUAUAAAUAUGGGAUAUUCGUUGAUGACAAGGUAUUUAUAAAACACAAUCGUACUUUUCUGCCCCCUGUGUUGUAUCACAGAAUAAGGCACACAGAAGGGCACACUAGCCGCCAUCUUCCUAGCCAGUCGAUUACAUUUUCUGGCCAAUAAACGCGCUGUAUUGGCUGGAGGCCCCGUCUUCUGGCCAGUCAAUUGCACAUUUUUGCAUAGAAAAAUGGUGACACGUUGCAUCGCUGAGUGGUCCUUCUGGUACUGAUCUUCAUUCUGUGCUUGUAUACCAAUGCCUUUCAACACACAAAAAAUAAAGGAAAUCUAUUUUCCGAAGUCAAAGUCAUCGGACCGCUCUUAGCGAGACUACCACUUAAUCUUUCUUUUUCCAAAAUUGUUGGGGGGGGGGGAGGUAAACAAAUUUUCUGGACAUACCAUUUUUCACUACAUACCAAAUUUUUUGGUAAUAUUUUCGUACAUUUAUCACAAUUCUUGCUAUAACUAUUACUCUUUCCUUGAAUAUUUUCAUAAAUAAAUAUUCAUAAAUAAAUAUAAAUAAAGGCAACAAAUUAAAUUAAUAGUGGAGUUUUAUGAGCAGAUGUCUGAUAACAUACCUUUUUAAUUAUAUACCUGAAUACAAUUUUCAUAUAAAUUACAGACAAAACAUACUACUUAAUUAGUGACGCUGAUGCCCUAAACCAAAUCCUGGUAUCCAAGUCAUUUAAGUACAACAGAACAGAAGGUGUUCAUUUAUUCCCACGGAAGAACAUUCUUCUCGCAAAUGGAAAAGAUCAUUCCAGAAUGAGGAAAAUGAUUAACCCCGCAUUUAAAGUGAAUAAUUUGAAGUCUAUGGUUGGUGUUUUUGAUGAAAAGGCUAAACUACUUGCAAAG